Molecule: messenger RNA, 618 nt
Organism: Danaus plexippus (monarch butterfly)
Lineage: Eukaryota; Metazoa; Arthropoda; Insecta; Lepidoptera; Nymphalidae
Gene: RpLP2
Product: large ribosomal subunit protein P2
Exons: 5
Coding region: 162-500 (112 amino acids)
Biological process (GO): cytoplasmic translational elongation; translation
Cellular component (GO): ribosome; cytosolic large ribosomal subunit
Molecular function (GO): structural constituent of ribosome
Source: RefSeq, a predicted model, not a curated record
GUAUAGUCACAUUUUUUGCCUGUCUGUUCGGUACUAAGUUAAGAAAAAAAAAACUGAUGUUUGACGGCGGAGCUUCCACAUGAUUCUUUUACUUUGACACUUCGUUCAAAGUGAUCGUCUUAUUACGGCAUUACACGUUUCGUGUCUUUACGACUUAAAAAAUGCGUUACGUGGCCGCGUAUUUGUUAGCUGUGCUCGGUGGAAAGGCUUCCCCAGCAGCCUCAGACCUUGAGAAGAUCCUCAGUUCCGUCGGUAUCGAAGCUGAUUCUGAGAGAUUGAAGAAAGUCAUCGAUGAACUCAGCGGCAAGACCGUCGAGGACCUGAUCGCCCAAGGUCGUGAGAAGCUGUCAGCCAUGCCAGCUGGAGGUGCUGCACCAGCUGCUGCUGCUGCCGCUGCACCUGCCGCUGCCGCUGCUGAGGAGAAGAAAGAAGAGAAGGAGGCCAAGAAAGAAGAAUCUGAAUCUGAAGAUGAAGAUAUGGGCUUCGGUCUCUUUGACUAAACACAGUUUCUCGUUUGUAUUACAGAUGGCGUAUAGCACGCGGUUUUAUAUUCCAAUUUUUGGUUUAAGCGUAAUGUGACGGCAUGUUUGUUUCUGUGAAAUAAACUUUCCAAGUAAA